GAAAGGAUCAGACCCUAUAGUUGGUUUCUAUUUCAUUUGCCAGUGAGGAUACAACGAGAUAACAAUGUCUUCUACAGCAUCGCUCGAUGGUAGCUACGAAGACAGCAUGCCUGGCGAGGAAUCAGACCAGGUGUUUACGAAGAAAGACGAGGAUGAGCCAUUGAAAUGGAUCGAAAAGUUCGAAACAGAAAUGGUGGACUUGGUAGACAGCAACAGUACCGAACCCAAGCACAUCGUCAAGGCAUUCCUUGAGCUCGGCCUGGACCGAGAGUCACGCAUUUUGGAUGUCUUGGCCGGCACAGGGCUAGUUGCUGAAUUGUUACGUUUGCACGGCUAUGUUAACAUCGAUGCCAUUGACGGUAGAAAAGAUAUGCUGGCACUGUCCAAUAAGAAACAACUUUACAAGAAUUUCUACGUUUCGCUAUUGGGAUGUCAGUAUACAGCGCCCAUUCAAAGCGAUACCUACGAUGUUCUUAUUGCUAGUGGAGCAUUUGCUCCAGGUCAGCUACAUUCGGACGCCUUUUGCGAUCUUAUUCGCAUAACAAAACAAGGUGGCAUCAUCAUGUGGAGUAUGCGUACCGAUUACGGACCGAUCUCUCCGAGAUUCGCGAAUUUCGACGCCCACAUCGAGGAUUUGGUGACAAACGGCGUGUGGAGACAUUACGUGCCUCGUAAGACGAUCAAACCUUACGUCCACGGUUCCGAAGGUUAUGUCUACACCAUGCAGAGGAUUUAG
Daphnia carinata is the source of this 736-nucleotide messenger RNA. RefSeq lists its product as uncharacterized. Gene Ontology annotation, molecular function: S-adenosylmethionine-dependent methyltransferase activity. The record is from RefSeq and is a predicted model, not a curated record. The transcript is spliced from 5 exons. NCBI's taxonomy places the organism in Eukaryota, Metazoa, Arthropoda, Branchiopoda, Diplostraca, Daphniidae. Bases 65 to 736 code for a protein of 223 amino acids.